Rubroshorea leprosula is the source of this 1335-nucleotide messenger RNA. The record is from the annotation of a GenBank genome assembly. NCBI's taxonomy places the organism in Eukaryota, Viridiplantae, Streptophyta, Magnoliopsida, Malvales, Dipterocarpaceae.
GCAAAUUCUAAAAAUUUGUUGACUGGACACAUUCACGAGCUUGUUUGAGAAUCACCUGCACCAAUCUCCUUCUGCAAUUUUCCUAGAAAAUCAAACAUUUGUAUAUCUAUCAUGCUAAACAGAGUCACUCCACACACUCAAACAAGCACAAACCUUCCCAUCCUCUCUACAAUUUCUCAAACCACAAUGAUCAUCCACAAGAAAACCAAAACCAAACCCACAUCCUCUUCUUCUUCCAAUCAAGUUCCAUCAUCAUCGAAGCAAACAAUUUCCGGUAACCCCGAUAUUCUCACCGAAUUCCUCUCCCGCCUCCCACUAAAGUCACUCCUCAAAUUCAAGUUCGUGUCCAAGCACUGGCUCUCCCUCAUAACCGACCCCAAAUUCUGUCCCGAACAGAGUUAUAAAACCCUCUCUGGUCUCUUCCUCGCCGUCCCCUUGGUCUGAAAAACACCACAUACAAUUUCAUCAAUCUCGGUCCCAAUCCCUGCAAACCCACGUUUAGAAUCCUCGAUUUUGUUCACGACCCAUCUGGAAUCAGAAUCUUGCAGUCCUGUAAUGGCCUCUUGUUAUGCUGCAGCUUUUGUCCAAAUCUGAUCGACAAAAACUGCUACGUAUACAAACCCAACAACGAAGCAGUCCACUGUACUCCGGGUUUAAUUCCGGGAACGUCUGUAAAGGGUGUUACUUUAGCUUUCGAUCCUUCAAAACCGCUGAUCACAAAGUCAUUUGCGUUCGAAAUCCCGAUUCCGACCUGCAAUUCCAAUACCAUAUCGAAAUUUACUCACCCAAAACCGGCCCCUGGUGGCGUUCAGGCCGUCCUUUCGCGGCACCCUUCAACGUAGACUUCAAAAGCAGCGGUUUCUGGAACGGUUCCGUUCACUGGAUCAGUGACUUCGGAGACUUACUCCGUUUCGACGUUAACGAAGAGCAGAUCCGGGAAUAACCGAUCCCGGUGCUUCCCGGAGACGGGGUCGACGAGAGGCUGUACAAAUACGUCGGAGAAUCAGGCAGAUGUCUGCAUCUUAUUGAAAUUUACGCAUCGUUUUCUCUACCGUUUGAUGUGUAUCAGAUGGAGAGGGACUGUGCCCCCUGGUUCCCCAAGCACCGUGUCGAUCUCAACCCGGUUGCGGCUGCAUACCCGGAUAAUGGUUACGGAUUAUGUGGAUCCAAUUGACUUAAAUUAUUAUGACUUUGCCAUUCCAAGUGUCAUACAGGGAGAAUCAGAAGAGGACUCAUACCUCGUAAUGUACUUACAUAAUAAGGCCAUUAGGUAUAAUUUCUGGGGACAGAGUUUCCAGAAAAUAUGCGAUUUUGUGCCGCUUGAUGAUGGAACGA